UUGCGUUUGGACGUUCCCUCGUUACUCCGAGUUCGACACCACAGUACCGCGGUUGGUUUGAAGUGAGAGAAGAUCUUUCGGGAGGAGAAGACAAGUGUGGUGUGGCGUGGCGCAGAAUUUGUGGUCGCGUGGUGCUUUUCACGUGCUGCUGCUGCAGUAGAAUCUCCAGCUUCUUGAAGUGUAACACAUUUUUGCGUGUGCUGGGAGGAAUCUGAACAGAUACGAUACGUUGCGUACGCAACUCGUUACCAGAGCAAGUCGUUUGCUGGAAUUGUUCAGGUGUACCUUACCGCGGUCGGUGUGGUUCGGCUUUUGAGGUGUGUUAUUUGAUUUUUGGUUUUGGGUCAGCGGUAAACCACGAGACCUGGCCUGGGAACAGCUGUGGAACAAGUGAGAAGCCUAAAAAUAACACCGGAGAUCCCUCGUCGAGUGGGCUGUUUGUGUGCGCGGGGGAGUGUUUUCAAACCGAGUGAGAGCAAGGCGGAGGGGUGGCAAGAACAUCAACAACUCCUCGAACCAGAGGCGCUCCACUGCGGUCGUCGGGAUGAUGAGUGUCUACGCGAUAGUAUUUGCAGCAGUGAAGCUCGUAAGCCGGUGGAUUUUCGCUCGGAAUUGAACACAGAAAAUCGUGGGAUUCAGUAACACACGUGUGAUAGUGCUUGGAUUUUUUUUUUAUAUUUUCGGGAAAAUUGAAAACAAAAACGUUGACAUUCGAACGGAACCGCUUGUGUUUGACCAAAAGUGAGCAUAAAAGCUACGCGAUUAGCAUUCGACAAAAUGCUACUCCCAACGAUUGUGGCCCUGCUGCUGGUGGCCUACAACAGCCGGCCGGAGGCUUCCGCCGCCAGCCUGGCCUCGGCCAGCUCAGUUUAUGUAGAAAAAUCCGCGUACAAAAAUGUCGUCAUCGAGAUAAGGGAUAACGUGCCGGUGGAGAACUGCCAAACGAUUCUGCACAAUGUGGAGAUCAUGCUAACUUCGGCAUCGCAGUACCUCUUUUCGGCGCUGGAUGGCCGCAUCUACUUCGGGGACGUUACGGUCAUCCUGCCGGCCCAUUGGCCCAAUUCGUGCAUCCCGUACAACCAAACGCGAACUUCGGCUAGCGGAGAGCGCGUCGAUGUCACCAUCAAAACGCACUCCAAGACAGAAUCCUCGAUUUGGACGAAACAGUACGCCGGUUGUGGGGAGCCCGGCGAUCAGAUCUACAUCGACUCGGACAUCUUGGGACGGGAUACGAUCGGUCGUGAGUUUGUGCGUGAGUGGGCUAAAUAUCGGUAUGGAAUUUUUGAUGAAAUCGGUUUUACAAAAGAUCCGAUAUAUCCACGUUGCUACAUCAACGAUGAUCACGAGCUUAAGCUGACGGGAUGUUCCGAUGCGCCUGUGCACGACCGUGGUCUCUGUGGCAAUCCAGCGUCGUACAACAUUAGCGACAUUAUCGAUCGGAAUGCCCGUUCUAGCAUUAUGUUUGCUGCGGAAGCUCCCAGCGUGACUAUGUUCUGCGAUGAAGGUACUCACAAUCGGUACGCUCCCACCAAGCACAACCAGCUGUGCGAUCGACGCAGCACGCUGGAUGUCAUCCUAAAGCACGAUGACUUCAUUAUGAACAACCAAAUAAACGUGAAUCCGUCCAUUAUUGUAAACACGACCCCCAAAUUUAGCUACAAAACACGAAAAUCCACCCGUUACGUAAUCAUCAUAGAUGAAACCCUGGACAUGCAACUGCGAGAAUCGUGGAGUUUCCUACGAAGCGCUAUCCGCAAGUGGGUAGUGUAUGACCUCCCAGCCAACACCGAGGUCGGAAUGGUCCUCGCGAACGACACAGCCACCGAAAAGAUGCUCCAAAUUUCCCCGCUCUACAUCCAGGAAAACAAAGACCUGGUUGCCUCGUUCAUCCCAUACUCCCCAAGCGAUUCCCGACAACCCGCUUGUCUAACCUGCGCCGUUACAGACGCGAUUCACAUGCUGAACGAACGCACCCGUAUGAACGGACCAGCAAACUCAAUCAUCCUAAUCAUCGCUCCCGGUAUGGAGUAUUCCAUCGAUCAUACGUCCCUUGCAAACGCCGCCCGAUCCUCCCAUAUCCGCAUCUCGACCAUCAACUACCCGAACGUAAUCCGGCGUCAACCGCUGGACGCUCUAGCCCUAACCACCGACGGCACCGCGUACUCCGUCUUCGAAAGCAAGUACAACCUCGAAAAAAGCUACCUUACCACCUACUUUGAGCUGUCCAACACGCUCUUCAACAUCGGCAAGCUCUACUACGAGGGCAACAGUAACGAUCUCCCGAUCGAGAUCUACCGCCGCGAGCUGGUCGACUCGGAUGACAACGAUGCGAGUCACCUGCUCUCGAAGCGCACCAGCCGCACCGUGGACGGUACGUUCACCCUUGAUUCGUUCAUGGGACCACCGGCGUAUUUCUUCGUGUACGUCCACAAUCCGGAGUAUCCGCUGAUUGCGAGCAUCAAGUUGACCAGCCCGAGCGGUAUUGUUUACUCGUCUAGAAGUGACGCUAGAUCGUUGGUUAAGCAGCUGAUGGUGUCGGCAACGCUCAACGAGACCGGCAGCUGGAGCUACAAGAUCGAUCGGUUCAACGGGAAUCCCCAGCCGCACUUCGUUCAGGUGAUCGCCACUCCCCGCUCAAAGUACGCUCCUACGAUUCAGGCUAGAUCGUGGAUUCGACAGCGCAACGGAGGUCCUCCAAUUAUCUACGCCGAGGUGAAGAAGGGUGAUCUGCCGAUCAUUGGCGCGCUGGUUGAAGUUGUCGUGACGCGUCCGGAUGGAAUCUGUCCCGCUGGAAGUGGAAAUGAGUGUCGACAGAAGUUCCGCUUGCUCGACUCUGGCUCUGGAGAUCCCGACAUCACCCGUAACGAUGGAAUCUACUCGCGCUACUUCAAUGCGGAUGACUUUGGCGGAGCGGGAGCGUAUCAGUUUGAGGUUACGGCUACGGAUAACGGAAACAUGGCGUACACGCGAUCGGAAAGUGUACUGAAAAAUGCCCCGCCGAGAUGUUGCGGAAGCGCGAUCCGUACCUCGCUGAUGGCUUCAAUGGUUCCGUUCCAGCGGACGAUGCCACCGAUUUCAGUGUUCCUCUCGCAAGAUCAGCUGGAUGAGGUUGGAUUCCGGACGAUGGGAAAGAUCAGCGAUUUAAUUGUGGAUGUUGAAGGGAUGAGAGUGAGACUGAAUUGGACGACUCCGGACAUGGGAGGCCGAAGCAUCGCUCGGUACGAGAUCAAGUACGCAACGUCGAUUCGGGAUAUUGUAGACUAUUUCGAUACGGCUUCUUUCCUGUGGCAUCACGAUCAACCGCUAAUCAAUCCGACCGGUGACGAAAGCUCGUUCACAAUGAACCUAUCCCAUGAACAGCAUCUGAUUGGACAAGUUCUGUACUUUGCCAUUCGUGCCCAUGCGUUAGGUGUUUCUGGCGCUACCGUUUCGAACUACGUGAGGGUGUUUGUUCCCAAGCCUAAGCGAGCCACAUCACUGUCUCCAACCACUUCUAUUGGAACCGAAAGCUACGAAAACGUGUGGUCAUCGUAUGACGAAAUCCACGAUCAUCACAAUCGCAGAGUUAACAUUCAUCAACGGAUUGCGGACACGAUCAGUUUAGAAGUGGAAGUUUUGCUCGCAAUCAUUGCAGGUGUUAUUUUCCUGAUUAUUAUCAUUUUGGUGUGCUGUUACUACUUUUUCAUCAAAAAGCGCAACAGUGUCCAGGAAGAUGACCAAAAGCGCCCGAUCAAGCCGUUUACCACCGAAACCAAGACUUCGCUAGGUCACAGCGUAUUCGUAACGCCGGGCAACGUUACUUCGUCAUCUUCCAACGCCACCAGUUCGACCUCUGCCUCGCCAGAUUACGUCCAACAGACGAACGUAACCCCGAACAUCCCCACGAUCUACAACUCUCGAACGCUUCCGCUCGAACAAAAGCUGAUCGACGAGCUGAAACAGCAGCAACAGAUAGCCGACACCCAGUCGUACAUCCUGCAGAACGCAAACGAAACCGUCAAUUACAACAACACGCUAUCCCGCGGUUACAACCCAACCCCAACGAUCAACCACGACAACCGAACGCUCAGUCCGUUCGAGUCCUGGUCGGCAUCGCAACUCCUCCAGGAACACGAGCAACACCAACGGCGGCGCAGCCCUAGCCUCAUCGACAACUACAUGGACAACGACGUCCAGCAGUUCUACGCUAGCCAACACGAUCAAAUGUCCUUGCUGAACAACAACCCUCCGGUGCCACCACCGCCGAUCUACUCCACGGCCAACCCACCGUACUUCUACGAACCCCAGCAGUCCCAUCAACUGGCACAGCACCCACAUCCGCAUCAACUCCAGCAACAUCAGCAGCAACAGCUUCCACCCCAACAAUACAGCCACGAUGCGCUGAACCCGAUGACCACACCACUCCACGUGACCAUAACGUAAUAGCCGGCGGCCGACGCUGAAGCCGAAGCCGUGCAAAGCAUUGUACCUUCACUAGAGAAACCAGAUGCCAGAGAAACCGAUACGAGAUAAGAAGUGGUGGACAAGGUGAUCGUUGCGAGCGCGAUGUGUGGAGGCUGUGAUCAGAGAGGGAGUUCUGCUAGGAGUAGGAUAAUGAAGUAGGAGGAAUUUCAACACGCGCGCGCACACAACAAAAGUUUGAUUGCCAGAAAGACUGAUUUCAAGCUGAGGGCACUUUAGGAUUUAGUUAUGAGAUUUUGCACCAAACCGGGAUUGAGUCAUACAGAAAAGGGGCAGAAGAAACCAUAGUUUUCUGUUACAAAGAUUGCAGCAGCGCACUAGUGUGUUGAUUUGACAAGAGAUAACAAGAUAAUUACUGUAUAUUUGCGAAACCCCGUUCAGAGAGAAUACAAUACUACAGAUGCUCAUUCAGCUAGGAAGGAAAUUGAUCGAUGUUGCUAGUCCGUGAUUCAAAGUGUUAAACUCCAAGUUGCUUUGGGUCGUUCAAUUUUGUAUGUAGGCUUUAGAAACAUUUGGAUAUAAGAAGAGAUUAAAAAGCUGUAAAUAAAAUUGUAUGAAUAAAGAAAUGAUGUAACUCGUAA
Molecule: messenger RNA, 5042 nt
Organism: Culex pipiens pallens (northern house mosquito)
Lineage: Eukaryota; Metazoa; Arthropoda; Insecta; Diptera; Culicidae
Product: calcium-activated chloride channel regulator 2-like
Exons: 3
Coding region: 778-4422 (1214 amino acids)
Source: RefSeq, a predicted model, not a curated record